Messenger RNA from Hippopotamus amphibius kiboko, 4445 nucleotides. RefSeq names its product terminal nucleotidyltransferase 4A (gene TENT4A). The record is from RefSeq and is a predicted model, not a curated record. Gene Ontology annotation, biological process: RNA 3'-end processing. Gene Ontology annotation, molecular function: poly(A) RNA polymerase activity; mRNA binding. Bases 30 to 2414 code for a protein of 794 amino acids. Gene Ontology annotation, cellular component: nucleolus; TRAMP complex. The transcript is spliced from 13 exons. Lineage: Eukaryota; Metazoa; Chordata; Mammalia; Artiodactyla; Hippopotamidae.
GGCGCCCGGGCCCGCGGGGCGGCGCGUGGAUGGAUCCGCGCGUGGCCUGGAUCCAGCCCGAGCAGAAAGGGCCGGCCAAUGCCCUGUGGAUGCAGAUCUGGGAGACCUCGCAGGGCGUGGGCCGCGGCGGUUCGGGCUUCGCGUCCUACUUCUGCCUCAACUCGCCCGCGCUGGACCCCGCGGCCGCGGCGGGGGCGGCCGGGCUGGGCGGCGGCAGCCUGGCGGGGCCCGCGCUGCCCUCCGCGUCCCCCCCGCCGCCCGCGCCCGGGCCCGGCGCGCUGCCCCCCGCGCUGCUGACGGCGCUCGGGCCCGCGGCCGAGGGCGCCCGGCGCCUGCACAAGUCGCCGUCGCUGUCGUCGUCCUCGUCGUCCUCGUCCUCGUCCAACGCCGAGUCGGGCACCGAGAGCCCCGGCUGCUCCUCGUCGUCCUCCAGCGGCGCCUCGCUCGGCCGGGCGGGCGGCGGCCGCGGCGGCGCCUUCUGCCACUUCGCCGACGGGCCUCCGAGCGCCCCCGGAGCGGCCAACGGGCACCCGGGACCGCGCGGCCCCGCGCCCGCCGGCUCCCCGCCGCAGCUCCACCAGUUCCACCCGGGCCGCCGGAAACGCGAGAACAAGGCCAGCACGUACGGCCUCAACUACCUGCUGUCCGGCAGCCGCGCGGCCGCGCUGAGCGGAGGGGGCGGCCCCGGGCCCCAGGCGCCGCGGCCCGGCACGCCGUGGAAGAGCCGCGCGUACAGCCCGGGCAUCCAGGGACUUCAUGAGGAAAUAAUUGACUUUUAUAACUUCAUGUCCCCUUGUCCUGAAGAAGCAGCCAUGAGAAGAGAGGUGGUGAAAAGGAUCGAAACUGUGGUGAAAGAUCUUUGGCCGACGGCUGAUGUGCAGAUAUUUGGCAGCUUCAGCACAGGGCUCUAUCUUCCCACCAGUGACAUCGACUUAGUGGUCUUUGGAAAAUGGGAGCGCCCUCCUCUGCAGCUGCUGGAGCAGGCCCUGCGGAAGCACAACGUGGCCGAGCCGGGCUCCAUCAAGGUCCUCGACAAGGCAACGGUACCAAUAAUAAAGCUCACGGACCAGGAGACGGAAGUUAAAGUCGACAUCAGCUUUAACAUGGAGACUGGGGUCCGGGCGGCGGAGUUCAUCAAGAAUUACAUGAAGAAAUAUUCAUUGCUGCCUUACUUGAUUUUAGUAUUGAAACAGUUCCUCCUGCAGAGGGACCUGAAUGAAGUUUUUACAGGUGGAAUUAGCUCAUACAGCCUGAUUUUAAUGGCCAUUAGCUUUCUACAGCUGCAUCCAAGAAUUGAUGCCCGGAGAGCUGAUGAAAACCUUGGAAUGCUUCUCGUAGAAUUUUUUGAACUCUACGGAAGAAAUUUUAAUUACUUGAAAACUGGUAUUAGAAUCAAAGAAGGAGGUGCCUAUAUCGCCAAAGAGGAGAUCAUGAAAGCCAUGACCAGCGGGUAUCGACCGUCGAUGCUGUGCAUUGAGGACCCCCUGCUGCCUGGGAACGACGUGGGCCGGAGCUCCUACGGGGCCAUGCAGGUGAAGCAGGUGUUCGACUACGCCUACAUCGUGCUCAGCCACGCCGUGUCGCCGCUCGCCAGGUCCUAUCCCAACAGGGACUCCGAAAGCACCUUAGGCAGGAUCAUCAAGGUGACUCAGGAGGUGAUCGACUACCGGACGUGGAUCAAGGAGAAGUGGGGCGGCAGGGCCCCCCCGGCGCCAGACCCUGACAACAGGGUCAAGAUCACCGAGCGGAUGGGCGCGUGUGAGGGGGAGCAGCCUGCGCGCCGGGAGCCCGAGUCGCCCUACGGCCCGCGCCUGACCCUGUCCCUGCCCAGCCCCCAGCUCCUGUCCUCCGGCUCGUCCGCCUCCUCCGUGUCCUCGCUUUCCGGAAGCGACAUCGAUUCGGACACGCCGCCCUGCACGACACCCAGCGUGUACCAGUUCAGCCUCCAGGUGCCAACCCCUCUGCUGGCCAGCCUGCCGGCCGCCCUGCCCAUACCAAGUGGCAAACCUCAGUCCGCCACGUCCAGAACGUUGGUCAUGACAAGUAACGCCCAGACCAGGUUUACUAUACCUCCACCAACGCUAGGGGUGGCCCCCGUGCCCUGUAGACAAGCUGUCAUCGAAGGAGCUCCAGCACUGAAAGCCGUCCACCACGUGUCUUCCCCAGCCAUCCCGUCUGCGUCCCCCAACCUGCUCUCCAGCCCUCACCUGUAUCACAAGCAGCACAGCGGCAUGAAACUGUCCCUGAAGGGCUCCCACAGCCACGGCCAGGGUGGCAGCUACAGCGCGGUGGGCAGCGGAGGCGUGCGGCCUCCCGCGGGCAACCGGGGGCACCACCAGUACAACCGCACCGGCUGGAGGAGGAAGAAACACACGCACACGAGGGACAGCCUGCCCGUCAGUCUCAGCAGAUAAUGCUGCCGGUGGCGCCGCUCGGCCCCACGUCCAGACUGAAGCGGGGUGGCCUUGGCGCCCCCGGACCUGAGACCAGCAUCCAGCACGUCAGCCGGGCCCCACCGCCUGCCGCUGCUCACUCUGCAUGUUCCUUGUGUGGUGGUCGCGUCCAUCGUAAAGAACAGCUCCUUGUGCCCAUCUGUGAAGCCUUACUAGACGUGGAUGCUGUCUCCUGCCUUCCCAGGACUCUCCCUUCAGUGCCGGAGCAGGUCUGGACCGGGAACUGCGGGGACGGACGGGGCCUUGGCGUUUCUCGGCACCACGUCUGUCCUUUGCGUGGGGUACUUUCGUUUCACGUUGUCAGAGCAACGGAGAUCGAACCCUGUUAUCCGUUGGGAGGUCGUCAUUGUUUUACUGCCUUCACUUUUUGUUUCCGAUUUCAGAACUGUUUUUCUAUGUAAAUAUUGAAAACUUAUGAUUUGUGCAAUAACUCAGAUAUUUUUUAUUUAAUUUCAUAUUUUCACAUAAGUUAUAUUUAAGGGAGGAGGGAAUUUUUUAAACACGCUUAGAUCCUUUCCCGAGUUGCAUUUUCUGAGUUGGGUUCAUCCUGUCGGCUGGCUGUCUGAGCAUCGUGGCGGACACCGUGGGCGAGGGGCCUGGGUUUAUUUUUAUCUUCCUUUUUUGGGUCAGACGUGAGGCCUCUCAGAUCGUGGUGAAGGAGCUGAGUACCCCCAGCAGGUUUCCGAAGGGGUUCAGCUCCAAAGCCUCCUGACCAGCUGCCCGCGGGCUCUGCCGUCCGGCCUGUCUGUUGUCUUGCUCUGACCACGGAGUUUUAAUGUUUUGGGUUUGGUUCUUUUAACCUACACAACAGACCCAGCAUUUAAAGUGCCAGAGUAUAACUUUCUAUGAGGAGAAAAGGUUGUCACGUUAUAAAAUCUUAAACAAAUGUGAACUUUGAAACGCUUCAGUUUUAGUAACACAGCCUGUCAUGAUGGGUGUGGGGCGUAUCGUCACGGACAGUGGUACCCAGUUUUAGGAAUGUGGAGAAAGGAAUUAUGUUGAUUCCAUUGUGGAAUCUGUAGCAGUAUGCAUUCGUUCUGUUAAGAGCAAAUAUAGGAGAAGUACUUGAGCUGCUCAGCGCGCCGGGGGGGGAUCUGUAACACAUCGCAGGCGAGCACAGCCCAGCGUCGAGCCCAGGGCGGCCGGCACCCGACGGGAGAAGCAUACAGGUAUACUAUGCAAGUGUCUCCUGCCAUGACAACCACUGUCUUUGUUACCCAUUUUGAACACUACGAUACCCAUCCUGCCUCACCCUGAGUUUUCGGAGCACCACAGGUGUCCUGGGAGUUAGGGGCCUCUCCUGGGUCAUCCGGCACCCAUUUUUAAAACAGGGGUCCUGGCCCUGCUGACACUACAGGUGGGAUGGUUUUUGAAGUCCACUAGCAGAGAAGGUCAGGACGGGAAGUUUACUGCCAUGACCCCAGCGACGUGCAGGAGCGGGGCAUUCUCGAGUGGGGUCAGAGCGUGACAAGCCUCACCGUGCCUGCGGCCCCCGGGAAGCAGGUCUGGCCCCUGUGCGUUGAGAGCUGCCGGCCGCGCCUGCAGGCUCCCUGGGCGGUGUCCGAGCCGAGUAGCACACUUUGUCUGCGGUUCUUGAUGAUCGAAGGUUAUAAAAAAUAUUUAAAGGUAUUUAAAUUGUUGAACCUGUUGAUAAAUAUUUAUAAAAACUGAUACGUAGGCCUGUACUAAUCUCUACGCGUUAGCAAUAUCGAUGGUAGCCCUCCUCUAAGGAAACGCUGCUGGCCCGGUGGGAGCGCCUGUGCAGGGGUGCGUCUCUGGGCGCCCAGUCUCCGCCCAGGCGCCAGGCUCCAGCCCGCCACAGCGAACCGAUGAAUUGGCCUGGCCCCCCGUGGCCAAGCGCCGCAGGCCUGACGACAAGAUAUCAUGUUUCGAUUUUUUUUGUGUGUGGACAACAAUGUGGAAGCUAAAAUUGACAUAUUUUUAUGUAAAGUUUUUCUAUUCUUUGAUUUUUAAUAAACUUUGGAAACCAGG